UCUACCAUCAGGUGGCAACGCUUAAGACAGAUUGUUUAUAUUGCUUGUGAGCCAAAUUUUUUAUUUUGUAUUAACUUUUUGGCAUUUGCUAUGCAGAUCACAAUCAAAGUGCUUAAGGGCCAGGACUGCACGCUCGAAGUCUCGCCGACAUCCACGAUUCUCGAGGUGAAACAACAGAUCGAAUCGGAACUCCAAAUAUCGGCAGCCAAUCAAAAGUUAUUGCUUCUGGGACGUCCUUUAAAUAAUGAGCAGACAAUUGCAUCCUAUCCUAAUAUCAAAGAGGGCACCAAACUCAAUCUGGUGGUGAUGAAACCCUGCCUGAGGGACAGCAUCCUGCGGGGAUUCCGGAAGCACUAUCCGGAAAACCAGGCAGAGCGGUUGACCAAUGAGUUUAUGGCCGACUUUGAGAGGAAAAUUAACGAACAGAGCCUGGACGAUUUGGAAAGAUUGGCGGAUAGUAUUGUCAGCAGAGCGGGCACAUAGCCAUAGGCACAUAAAAAACCCACCCCAAUAUGACGAUAGUCUAUUAUCCUCACCCCAUUGUUUUUAUUUCCCCCACAAAACGAGGUAGUAAAAAUUAAGACUUGACUGAAAA
Molecule: messenger RNA, 595 nt
Organism: Drosophila rhopaloa
Lineage: Eukaryota; Metazoa; Arthropoda; Insecta; Diptera; Drosophilidae
Product: ubiquitin domain-containing protein DSK2
Exons: 2
Coding region: 91-483 (130 amino acids)
Biological process (GO): post-translational protein targeting to endoplasmic reticulum membrane
Molecular function (GO): protein binding
Source: RefSeq, a predicted model, not a curated record